AUGAUUAGUGAAUUUUUGACAGAAGAAUAUGGCCGACUUAAACUAAACUCACAGCAGCAUCAAGAAAACCCAUCCAUAGCUGAAGAAGCUCGAGUCUAUCUUCAACCGGGAAAAGAUCGGGACGGGUACUGGACGAGUGAGAAUUUAGUCGAACAAGUGAAAACGAAGGCUAUACCGAUCUUUGAAACCGUAUUUCCAAACUGUAUUGCCUUGUUUGCAUUCGAUAAUAGUUCGAACCAUGCGGCAUACAGAUCUGAUGCACUCGUGGCAAGUCGGAUGAACCUAAAACCUGGGGGUAAGCAACCGAAAAUGCGAGACACGGUUUUUGGACCAGACAACUGCCAUCAAUCAAUGGUCAAUGAAAAAAACGAGCCUAAAGGGAUGAAACAGGUGUUAAUCGAACGUGGAUUAUGGAAAGAUGGAUUAAGUGCUGACUGUAACUUAUGCAAGGAUAAGGUUGAUGAUAUAAAUCGGACGGACUGUUGUGCACGGCGAAUCGUUUCAUUACAGCCGGAUUUUUUAUCACAAAAAAGCGCGUUAGAAGAAGUCAUACUGGAAGCUGGGCAUAAAUGUAUUUUUUACCCGAAGUUCCACUGCGAACUGAAUUAUAUCGAGCGAUACUGGGGUGCGGCGAAAAGAUAUGCUCGAGAGAAUUGCGACUAUUCUUGGUCAGGCUUGCAACGUGUCGUUCCUACAGCCUUGGAAUCCGUUGAUACGAUUACAAUAAGAAGAUUCGCUAGGAAAGCAUGGCGCUAUAUGGAUUUGUAUAGGAAUGGAAUCACUG
Paraglomus occultum is the source of this 784-nucleotide messenger RNA. The record is from the annotation of a GenBank genome assembly. Lineage: Eukaryota; Fungi; Glomeromycota; Glomeromycetes; Paraglomerales; Paraglomeraceae.